Molecule: messenger RNA, 1878 nt
Organism: Python bivittatus (Burmese python)
Lineage: Eukaryota; Metazoa; Chordata; Lepidosauria; Squamata; Pythonidae
Source: RefSeq, a predicted model, not a curated record
AAUGCCAGUGUGGGAAAAGAGGGAGGCGCCUGCUCCGAAAGAGAAUGAAUUAAGCGCUGCUUAGCGCAAGUCUGGAUGUCCAGCCUGCAGCUGGCAUGGGGGCUACUACUGACGGUGCAGAGAUAGGAACUCUUGACUGCGGCUGGCUGCGUGAUCUGUCGCUGGCGUGCCCUGAUUCCACUCCCAUACUCCGCUCAGCUCAGGAGGAAGCGCAGUAGCAUGGCUCCGACGCUGCUCCAGAAGCUGUUUAACAAAAGGGGCGGUGGCCGUAUUAGUAGCGGCGGCUCGACCUCUUCCCCUUUUAGACUGUCCAAGGAAUGCUCAACCUUCAGCUGGUCCUGUUCUGGGUUUGAUCUAAAUGAAAUCCGCUUGAUAGUGUAUCAAGACUGUGAGAGACGGGGCAGACAAGUCUUGUUUGAUUCUACAGCUGUCCGAAAGAUUGAUAAGACACAGUUUCAGGAUGCCUCUGGAAAAACAGGUGGCAGGUGCUGGCAAGGAAACAGUAGAGCUAACACAUCUUACCCCCCCAGUCCUUCAGUGAGCAGCAGAGAGACUGACAAAGAAGACAUUCCUAAAUAUCAGUAUGCCAGGCCAGCUUCUGAUGUCAACAUGCUGGGUGAGAUGAUGUUUGGUUCAGUAGCAAUGCGUUACAAAGGCUCUACACUGAAAAUACACUACAUACGUUCUCCCCCACAACUUAUGAUGAGUAAAGUGUUCUCUGCCAGAAUAGGCAGCUUCUUUGGAAGUACAAAUAGCUUGCAAGGUAGUUUUGAAUACAUCAAUCAAGAUCCAUCAAGGCUGAAUUUACAUCCAAAUGGUUUGGGCCAUUGUCGGAAUGGAAGUAAUCUAGCACACAGCACACCUGUUGACAUGCCCAGUCGGGGUCAGAAUGAAGACAGAGACAGUGGCAUUGCUCGAUCAGCAUCCUUGAGUAGUCUUUUGAUGACUCCAUUACCAUCUCCCAGCUCCUCUUCUACUAGUUACCAACGCCGCUGGCUUCGAAGUCAAACAACAAGCUUGGAGAAUGGCAUCAUACCUAGAAGGUCAAUUGAAGAAACGUUCAGCAUGGCAGAUGAAAGCUGUGGACUCAAUCCUGCAUUGAUUCGAAGGAAGAAAAUUGCCAUCAGCAUCAUUUUCACCCUUCCUGAGAAAGAAGAGGCCCAGAGAAAUUUCCAGGAUUUCUUCUUCUCUCAUUUCCUCUUAUUUGAAUCACAUAUGGGCAAGCUGAAAAGCGCAAUUGAAAUGGCCAUGAUCACAUGUAGAAAAAUAGCAGAAACAAACCAAAGAGUGCAAGUUUACAUUAGCCGUGUUAUGGAUGCAUUGGAUGAAUUUAGGUGAGUUACUGUUACAUCAAAUUAUAUAGGGACAGUCAAGGUAUAGAUUUGCAUUUAUUCUUAAGGUUCAUCUGGAUCACAACCCAGAUGUGGAUUUUUUUUUUUUCAUUUUUGUCCUUGUACUAACCUAUCUGAGUUUUCUGUAUGCCUAUGCUUUCUCUUUGCUACAGUUGAGUUUUUUAAAAAAAAGUUUUGUAUUUGUACAUUACAUAUAUAACCUGAGGAAUAUUAGCACCAUUAGUAAUGAGCAUAUACUUUUUUUGUAAAUAAAGAAUGUAGGAGGGGAAAAGAAAAGAAACCAUUUUAAACUUUUCUAUCAAGUAAAUGUUUAGACACCUUGUAUUCAAAGCUUUUGCCUAGUGAAAUAUGAUGUGAUAUGAUCUGAACUGUAUUCAUGUAAAUUUUGGUGGAGAUCAUUUGAAUCACCCUCCGUUGAAACUACACAUUCAUAGUGCAGAUAUUAAGGAUGAAUAUGUUUUUUCUGUUAAACUUGAUUUCUCUAACACAGUCUAUAAUAAAUAGAGAAUUCCUACUUUCAUUUGUU